Molecule: messenger RNA, 915 nt
Organism: Neoarthrinium moseri
Lineage: Eukaryota; Fungi; Ascomycota; Sordariomycetes; Amphisphaeriales; Apiosporaceae
Exons: 1
Coding region: 1-915 (304 amino acids)
Biological process (GO): methylation
Molecular function (GO): methyltransferase activity
Source: RefSeq, a predicted model, not a curated record
AUGUCUUCAUCCCAAACCAACAAGUCCACGGAUCUGGGUGAAAGGCCUAAGGAGAGGAUACGCCUUGAAGGCGUGGAGGAGACACUCUUUUGUACACUCCUCCCAAAGGCUCGCGAUGCUGCCAGCCCCAACCCGAUCCUGGGUGACCCGUACGCCCAGAAGCUAGUGGACUCGUGCGACGUUGACUUCUCGCGCUCGACGUUCAGCGCCGUGGAUAACGAACGAGCCAUGCGCUGGGUCGCUAACAGAGCCAAAACUUUUGAUCGGUGGUGCCAAGAGUUCCUCGACAAACACCAAGGCGCCCCGGUCACGGUCUUACAUCUGGCAUGUGGCCUGGACUCGCGGGUGUAUAGGGUGAAGAGAAGGGGCGCGGACGUUCGCUGGAUCGACCUUGACCGGCCGCUUGUCGUUGACCUCCGCCGACGUCUGAUCCCGCAGGACCCGCCCGGAGACUACUCUCUGCGGACCCUCGAUGUCAACAAGAGCGGCUGGUUGUCUGAUAUCCCUGCCGAUAGGCCUACACUCAUCAUGGCCGAAGGGCUCUUCAUGUAUCUCACCCCAGCCAAGGUCGAGUCAGUGAUCUGCGAUCUGGUGGACUACUUCAAACAAGGGGAGCUGGUGCUCGACACAGUGUCCAAGAUCUAUGUUCGCUACACCAGCCAGGUCGAGUUAUUGCAGGCGAGUGGCGCAAAGUGGCUUUGGGGCACCGACGACGCGAAGGAAGUGGAGAAAUUCCACCGUCAGCUCAGGAUGAUCGACCAGGUCUGGUCAACGGAAUACAUGGGCCACAAGAGUCUUGGACGAAGCUUGGUGCCACUUUUUGGUGAAGGUACCAUCGGGUCGAUAAAGAUGGCACUUGCGUCCUUCUCCCCCAGCACGUAUGCGUUUGGGCAGAAUGUGAGAUUUGCAUUCUAA